CAACCAAAAAUUUUCAUUUUCGCUAAAAGUGGACGCGCCCGCCAUAUUGCAGAAGCCGAGAGAAAAUAAUUAUUAAAUUGGUACAGGUGAGUUAAGCGAUAUAAUUCAAACAAAAAAUGAAGAGAAAAACGUUUAGUAACGAAAUGUGCAAACUAAAAAAAGAAUGUGAAAGAAGUGCGUUGAAAUAUAAAAGCUUACCCGAAUUUGCGCAAGCUGAUGGGGAAGAUGGCGGAGGUGCCGCGUCUGCGCCAUAUUCUAGCCCCGAAAAUUCUUUUUCAUUUUCCGAUUCAGAAUGCCGGUCGGAAAAUGAAAUAGAAUGUAUAACAAGUGCAGAAAAGUGUAAAAUUUUAAAAUUAUGGGCAAUUGAAAAUAAUGUGUCCCAAGCAGUGUUGAGCAAUUUGCUAAGCGCUUUAAGAAAAAUAGGCAUUCAUGAUUUACCCUUAUCAGCAAAAACUUUGCUUGAAACUACAAAAAAUAAAUCGGUUAUUAAGAAUAUUUCGGGUGGAGAAUUUACGUAUAUUGGCAUUCAAACGCAUUUUGAAUCUCGUUCAUUUCCAUUUUUAAAUGAAAAAGAUCAAGUUUUAAUAGAUGUUGGAAUAGAUGGCUUAAAGCUAUUCAAAAGUUCAAGCAAAGUACUAUGGCCUAUUCUUGGUUCAAUCGUUGAUUUUCCAAAAGAAAAACCUUUUACUAUCGCCUGCUUCUCAGGAAAGCAAAAACCAAGCAAUGUUAAUGAAUUUAUGAAAGAUUUUUGUGACGAAGUAGUAUGUUUAAGAAAUAACGGUUUGAAAGUCGGUUUGAUUAACCCCAUUUUGAAAAGAUUUAAUGUUCGUUUAUUUACGUGUGAUUCGCCCGCGAGAGCUUUUGUGACUGGGGUUCAAAAUCAUAAUGCGAAAAAGGGCUGCCCUAAAUGUUGUCAAGUAGGUAAUUAUUUAGAAAAAAGGGUAUGCUUCUCUAAGGAACUAUGUGAAUUAAGAACCGAUUUUUCAUUCAAAAAUAGAAAUGAUUUGGCACACCAUAACGUCAAAUUUCGGGAAGAAGAAAAUGUUUUAGAAGAAGCGGGUUUUGGAAUGGUUUCUCAAUUUCCUUUAGAUCCCAUGCACCUCGUUGAUUUAGGUGUGGUUAAAAAACUCUUGCAUCUUCUAGUAAAUAAAGUAAACGUUAACGUAAUGAAUGAUAAGCUUAAAUUUCUUUCUGUCUGGGUGCCAUCUGAAUUCGGAAGAGUUUGCAGAAAUUUUGAUGAAAUCAAAAAUUGGAAAUCCACUGAAUAUAGACAAUUUUUACUAUACUCGGGUAUAUUUGUUUUGAAAAAUUGUGUUGAUGAACAUUUGUAUUACCAUUUUCUUUUAUUACAUGCCAGUAUACGUAUUCUCUCUUCCGAAAGAUCUUACAAAGGAGAAGCAAAUAUUGUACAGCAAUUAUUAAAUGAAUUUGUUAAUUUGUUUGGAAAUAUUUAUGGGGAUCAUUUAAUAAGUUUUAACCUGCACAGCCUGCUUCAUUUGUCUAAUUGUGCCAAAGAAUAUGGACCCUUAGACACAUUUUCGGCCUACAAAUUCGAAAAUUAUAUGCAGUACUUAAAAAAACUUAUUAAAUCCCCCACAAAUAUUUUACAACAGUUGUGUUUGAGAAUUGACGAAAGAAAAAAUUUAAUAGAAGAUAAAAAUUCAAAACUUGAUGCGUUUUUCAUUAAUCAUAAAAAAGAAAAAGAUUCUUUUUGUUUUAGUGAAGAUACGGGACCUUUCAAAGUCAUAGAUAUGCCCAUAGAAUCAGAAGAGGAGGUAGUGGUCGGAUACAAAUUUAAAGAAAUAAGUAAUUACUUUAUUGAGCCCCUUGAAUCCUUUUCUGGACUUGGCAUUUUGCUUGCAAGCGGGUUAAGUGAUGAAAUAAUACGGUUUAAAAAAAAAAAUAUCAAAUACAAAUACUUUUGCAUACCUUAUGAAAAUAAUUUUCUUUUAAUUCCAAUACUACAUCACCUCUUUCAUGAGUUCGCACACUAGUUAUAAACGUUUAUUCUAGUAUACAUCAGCAAAAUUUACUUGUUCCCAUUAAUAACACAUUUUCUUUUUCUUUGUUUUAACCAUGCUACGAAUUCUGGAGAAAUAUGAGUGAGGAAGCCGAUAUUUUCGACUGGACACCCCCGGCCACAUCCACCCCUAAGGAAGGAAAAAGGAAAAGGCUUCAACUUUCCCUAGACUUCAACGCCUGUUCUUCAAAUCAAGUAUUAACAUCUUGUCACAGCCAGAGUGUGUUUGCUGCAACUGAAACACCAGUUGUUUCCGAAAUUUCAGCAACAAACAAAGAUGUAAUGAACAUGUUGGAAAUUAUAUUACAAAAGCAAACAAAUUUGGAGACCCGGUAGGAUAGCUUGGAAGGAAAAAUGCUUGACAAAACUGAUGUGAUGGCUCACCAUAAAGUCGUGCGUGAGUCGAGAGUGCUAAUUAAAAAAGUACAUCAGAGUGUUUGCCGCAUAUCCGGAGAAAGCUGCGAAGAUCUCCACACAGAACUGGCCGUUCUUAUGCCAAUGCAAUCUUUAGAUGCUGUUUUUGAUUUGGAGGAAAAGCUAAUAGAAAAAAAUUA
Rhagoletis pomonella (apple maggot) is the source of this 2574-nucleotide messenger RNA. RefSeq lists its product as uncharacterized. NCBI's taxonomy places the organism in Eukaryota, Metazoa, Arthropoda, Insecta, Diptera, Tephritidae. The coding region runs from base 117 to 1994 and encodes 625 amino acids. Gene Ontology annotation, molecular function: protein binding. The record is from RefSeq and is a predicted model, not a curated record. The transcript has 4 exons. Gene Ontology annotation, biological process: signal transduction.